This is a messenger RNA of Humulus lupulus (European hop), 2353 nucleotides long. Its product is annotated as pentatricopeptide repeat-containing protein At1g02370, mitochondrial-like. Gene Ontology annotation, cellular component: mitochondrion. NCBI's taxonomy places the organism in Eukaryota, Viridiplantae, Streptophyta, Magnoliopsida, Rosales, Cannabaceae. The transcript is spliced from 2 exons. The record is from RefSeq and is a predicted model, not a curated record. Bases 174 to 1685 code for a protein of 503 amino acids. Gene Ontology annotation, molecular function: protein binding.
UAUUUAUUUAUUCCUUUUUGAUAAAAAUAUGGAAAAAUUAAGGGACUUGAUUGGAUUAAUAGGAAAAACAUUGCGAGCAUAAUGUAUAAAAACGACAAUAAUAUUUCAAUAUAAUAUAAAUACCCUUUUAAGUUUUCAUUUCCAAUUCCAAGUUCCAAACAACUUUCAACUCUAUGAAUCCCAACAACCAUAACUCGGCAAGACGGUUCGUCGGACAACUUAACAAAACUAAGAAGGCGGCGGCGGCUUCGACUCUGCCGCCGCCGGAAAAACCUGAGCGUCUCAACCGAAAGCUUUCCGCUUUGGGAGCGACCGGAGGCAGCUUAUGGAAGACGUUAAACCAUUAUGUCAUGGAGGGAAAUAUCGUCAAGAAAUGCGAGCUUCAGAGCUGCAUUAAGGAGCUCCGCAAGUUCAAAAAAUAUCCUAAAGCUCUCGAGAUAAUGGAGUGGAUGGAGAUGAGGAAGAUUGAUUACUCUUAUACUGAUCAUGCCUUGCGUCUUGAUCUCAUAUCCAAAACCAAAGGGAUAGUUGCUGCUGAGAAUUACUUGAACAACAUCUCACCAUUAGCUAAGAACAAAUUAACUUAUGGGGCUCUUCUGAAUUGCUAUUGUACUGCAGCUAUGGAGGACAAAGCUUUGGAACUCUUUGAGAAGAUGAAUCAAUUGGGGUUUCUUUCAAAUUCUUUGCCUUUUACCAAUCUCAUGACUAUGUACUUGAAACUGGACAAACCUGAAAGAGCUAUCUACUUUGCACAAGAUAUGAAGCAGAAGAACAUCUCUCCUAGCACCUUUACUUGCAACGUUUUGAUGCAGAGUUAUGCUUCUUUAAAUGAUAUUUCAGGAGUGGAAAGCGUGCUAGAGGAGAUUGUAAAUGCAGGUGAAAACAAGUGUGAUUGGACAACGUAUAGUAACUUGGUUUCAAUCUAUGUCAAGGCUGGUCUUUUUGAGAAAGCUAAGCUUGCUCUUGGGAAGCUAGAGGAGAAGAUGAAACCUGGGGCGCCACGUCAGGCAUACCAUUUUAUAAUCGGCUUCUAUGCUGCAAUUGAUCAACCCGGUGAGGUUGAUAGGAUGUGGAAAACCUUGAGUUCUGUUUACCCAACAUUCAACAACUUGAGCUAUCUUGUUAUGCUUCAGGCUCUUGCUAAGCUAAAUGAUGUUGUGGGAUUAAAGAAAUUAUUUAAGGAGUGGGAGUCUAGUUGCCCUUAUUAUGAUAUGAGAUUAGCAGAGGUUGUUAUAGGUGCUUACCUCCAUCAUGACAUGUUUGAAGAAGCGAAGUUGGUCUUUGAGGAUGCCAUAAAGAAAACUAAAGGGCCAUUCUUGAAGGCUCGGGAAAAGUUCAUGCUUUUCCUUUUAAAAAAUCGUCAGCUAGAUUUGGCCCUUGGUUAUUUGGAUGCUGCUGUUUCUGAAGCCAACGAUGUCAAAGAAUGGACUCCAUUCUGGAGAUUAACAAGUGCUUUCCUAAACUAUUUUGAGGAAAAUAAAGAUGUUCAUACUGCUGAAAAAGUUCUCAACAUUCUAAAGCCUUUUCACCGUCUCAAUUCCAAUGAUUACCGAUCUUUGCUAAAGAUUUAUAUAGCCGCUGGAAAAUUCGAUCCAAAGAUGCGUAGAAGGUUGGAGGAAGAUGGUAUUGAAAUAAGGUGCGAGAUUGAGGAGUUGCUUCAAGUAGUUUGCCCCCAACUGGAUUAGUUUGUUUGGCUCUCUAAUCUCGAAAUACAAAGCACUACCAGUGUAUAUUUUUCAAGGUAGCUGUUUAGGCAUCCGAUUCGGUUCGCCUUAGUAUAAGGAAGAAGGAUCAGGAGAGUGGGAAUUUGUGGUGACGUGUCCAGUUAGUAAGGGGAUCAGAAUUGGAGGCCUAACAGUAGCCUUUGAGAACACUGAACUCUAUUCAACAGGUUAUUUUCAUGGAGUCAAAUUUUUUAGCAAUUUGGAUAACAUUUCUUUUUCUUAUUCUAUCUGUUUGCCAAGUUGCCUGACACUAUGUUGGAUAGGGAGGAUGGAGAUGGAUGAAUGGAGAGGUAGAAUCCUUUAAUGGAAAGGAGACUCCCCGAAAUCUAUGCAAUUCAAUCUCUCUAUUGAAAAAAAGACAAUAAAAUAUCUCAAAUAUCAUAAAUAUCUUUCAAAAAAGUAAAAAAAUAUUUAUAUUAAAAAGAAUAAUAUGAUAAUUGUAACAAAAACAACGAAAGCUGCUAUCCUCUUUAUCUUAACCUAGUCUCUCUCUCUCUUGAUAGUGAGCUGUCUUUGUCUUCGUUGCUAAUCAAGUAUGUAUUUCUUGAGAUUGACAUCUAUGUAUAUGGAAGGGACUGUUCGAACUGUGUUAUGAAAAUGUACGUAAUUUGAUUACAGUCUUCACUCAA